Drosophila elegans is the source of this 1811-nucleotide messenger RNA. Its product is annotated as hornerin. The record is from RefSeq and is a predicted model, not a curated record. NCBI's taxonomy places the organism in Eukaryota, Metazoa, Arthropoda, Insecta, Diptera, Drosophilidae. The coding region runs from base 152 to 1711 and encodes 519 amino acids. The transcript has a single exon.
GCAGAGGUGGCCAACAAAGCGCCAACGGCAGCGAAUCGAGUCGCGUCUUAUUUUCCAUCGUAAACGCGAGCGACAGGGACAACCAUACACGAUCCAAGGAUAACCGUACCGACAUUUUUUUUUUACCCGUUUUUUUUUUGUGUGUGCGAGCAUGAAAUUUGCCGGAGUACCGUUAGCGGGGGCUUUGCUUAGCUGCUGCUGCUUCUUCUUCGUUCUGGCAACUGCCUCUUCUUCUUCUUCUUCUGCUGCUGCAGUUUCCGCUGCUUCUGCUUCUUCAGUUCCCGUGUCUUCUUCUUCAGAUACCGCUGCUUCUGCUUCUGCUGCUUCUUCAAAGCCAAAAAGAGACGCAGGAUUGAGUUUUGGUGGAAUCUCCAGCUAUCACGGCCCCUCCCACAAAUAUCUGCCACCUGCCUAUGAAAAUCACCUGCAUUUCGGCGGUUACCAUGGAAAUUCCUUGGGUGCCGGUUCUUCUGCCGGCUAUUCCGAUUACUCCGGUGGUCACUUGGAUGGUCACGAGAGCAGCUACGGCCAUCAUUACGGACAAUCCGGUGGUCACGGUGGCUACGCCGGAAGACCCCAUCAUUAUAGCAGUGGUGGAAGUCCCAAAAUCGAAACAUACAUUGUGCAAACCAGCGGCGGUUCCGGUUCCGGUCACAAAUACCAUGGUCAGGGUCAUGGAAUAAGUCACGGAAUUAGUCACGGCAUAAGUCAGGGUCACGGCUCCGGAUUGGGCUAUAAAUAUGCACCAUCCUCGAGUCAAUCCUAUUUAAGUCUACUGGGAAACAGCCACAAAACCAGUACGUAUGUGGUUGCUUCGCCCGAAUUCUCUGGAAGUCACGGUGGAAGUAGUCACGGCAUUGGCUAUGCAUCGGCACCAGUUCAUAGACCCAGCUACAGCAACGGCCACCAACCAAGUCACAGCUAUGGUCAAGGUCACGGUCACGGUUUUGGUCAUGGCAUCAGUCAUCAUCAGAUCAGCCACGGACCCAGUCCGGUAUCCAGUCACAGUUUGGAUCACAGCCUGGAGCAUGCUUUGGAACACGGACUGAGUCACGCUUUGGCCUUGGGUCACUCCUCUGGAGGAGGACAAUUUGCCCAGCACCCGUUGCCGGUGCCCUUGCCCCAUCCGGCGGAGGAUCAUUCCGGCUACUCCUACGAAGCCCCAGCUGCCACACCAUUCGGCAAGGGAGGAGUGCCCCUGAGCAGCUAUGGCGUGCCCCUGAUUCCCGGCUACGAUCACCAGGAGUCACUGCAGGAGCCAGUGCAAGUGCAGGUCCUGGAUCAUCAGGAGCAGAAGGCCGAGCGCGAUCAGGACCAGAGGGAGACCCCGGUUUAUGCUUUGGGUCACAAGGGACUGGGUCACUUCACCUAUACGGCUAGCAAGCCACAGGCCCUGCACACCGAUAUCCUCGGCUCAAGUCACGACAUUGAGCUCUCGAAGGCGCCUUUCAAGCCCAGCGCCUUUUUGGGCGCCAAGCACGAGUCCGGAUCCAAUUCCAUUUCCGGCUACGAUUACGCCACGCCCAGCUCUCCGUUUCCACAGGCGCCUCCCUCCUCGCCGGGCUACGACUAUCCGACUCCGGCGCAGCUCUACGGACCACCCGGUCACUCCGGCGACUCGGCCACGCCCAUUUUCGAGCCGGAGGCCACAUACUUGCCGCCCGCCAGUAGCUAUGGCCCACCGGCCACCUCCUCCCAUGGUUAUCACUAAAUUAUUAAAACAGUUUUAAGAUCUUCUUAGUUUUUUUACCCCUAUCUAUUUUGUACUGUAAGCCAAGAUCGAAAAAUAAAAACGAAAACUAUGAAAUCGA